Megalobrama amblycephala (Wuchang bream) is the source of this 1737-nucleotide messenger RNA. RefSeq lists its product as uncharacterized. The record is from RefSeq and is a predicted model, not a curated record. NCBI's taxonomy places the organism in Eukaryota, Metazoa, Chordata, Actinopteri, Cypriniformes, Xenocyprididae. The transcript is spliced from 2 exons. The coding region runs from base 790 to 1653 and encodes 287 amino acids.
AGUAGAGUUCUUGUUGAGAGCCAGGGAAUAUUUGAUCAGUUUGGUGAUGAAAGAUGGCACACCCCUUCACCAAUCAAAGAGGUUAUUUAAAAUUGUCAAGCUUCUGUUCAAGUGAAGCGUUCACAAGUUCAUGACAUCAUAAGUUCGUAUGAUGCUCUUGUUCCCUUGUUCUGAUCUUUUCACUGACUUUUUGUUUCUGUUGACAUUCUUCUAUGUAUUCUUCUAUGUCUAAGUAUUUUUCAGUUCUUAGAGGUGGCAAAAUGGUAUGUAUGGCACUAUGUUCAUAUUUUCAAGCCUUCCCAGAUCUGGUCUAAAAUUGUUCAUAGUUGGAUAAAUGUCCUAGAGGUAAAUCAUUUUUUUUAAAGGUUCCCUACCCUGACACUAAUUUAUACUCUUAAGGAGCAUGCAGUAAUUUUGUGAUACGCACCAUAUUUUAUGUACUAGGAAAAAACAAUUAUCAACCAAAGACAGUUUAAUGGGGUGGCUUCUCGGGAUCUUCCCUGAAUGUUUUCUCAAAAGCCCCAAAGUUUUUGGAAUUUACAAUUAACUUAUAUUACGUAUCAUUUGCCCUUAGACACUAACUUAUCUUCUCUAUAAAGAGAAAAUGUUCUAUUAUUAGAGCUAUCUAUUGGUCACUGGAAUGGUAUGUCAAUAUAUUGUCACAUCAAGACCAUUUACAACUUUCAGUGAACAAAAUUGCAUUGUGCUCUCUUAAGAGUAUCUUGAUUUUUGCCAUGAUCAAAUUGAUGACAAUUUUUUUUUUUUUUUUUUUAAAGGUACCUGUCUGUCAUGGGGUUCAUCAUCAGUAUUGACACCCUAAUGUUGACGAUUCCCGAACAGCUACGAUUUCAGCGGUACAUCUGCACUUACCGAUUUAGCCAGGAUCAUUUGGAGCUUCUCUUCAAUUCAAUUUGGGCAUCAGGGGGAUGGAACAACAAUCCUACUGCAGGCCAGUUUCAGGGCAUUUUCCGACGUCUAAUGGUCCGGUGCGGUGUCUCUCCAAGCACUUCAGGGAACGUUGCACCACAGGAUGAGACUGUGUCGCUGUCAGCUGUCGAAAUGUCAUCUUUAGCAGUAGACGAGUCCGAGGAGCUUCCGUCCCCUUUCACAAAUGUUUCUGCACUUGUGUGUGACCACAGCUACCUGCCCACCCGCUUUGGCAGCCUUGUGGACAAUGCCCUUGUCUACAUUUCCGGUUUUGUGAUGCGUCAAAUUCUGAGAAAGCUUCCCUGUGGUGUGUGCCGUGCUAGCUUGGUGGCAGAUGCUGUGCCUGGUUCAUUUGACCCGAACUACCACUUACUUACUCUAAAGAACAAUGGAGGGCUGAUGAUUCCUUCUGAGGGCACAGUCAAAGUGGUCAGAUCAGCAGAGCAAUUCAUUCGCCAGUCAUGCUCAGGGAAAGCCGUCAGAUUGCCUUUGAUCAGCCAGUUUGUUCGAGCUGAGAUUGGUUCGGAGGAUGUGUUUGUUCUCAAGGAGCACAUUCAGGAAACACAGUUUGGAAUUGACAACCAUCAUUUUUCUCUCUUAUCUUUAGUUGUGUCUGUCUUUCACAAACUGAGAAUGGACCACAUUGCCAAACUGAACACUCUUAGAUUACAGAGUGGCAACUCAAGAAAAAAGCUCUGCAAAGCAGUUCUGUUCAAAGGGUUUUAGUCCCUCUGAGCCCUACAAAGGAUUAGCAAUUUUAGAUGGUUGAUUGGAAACUAUAUAGCCUUUUAUUAUUAUUAUUAUUAUUAU